This is a messenger RNA of Biomphalaria glabrata, 2653 nucleotides long. RefSeq names its product recombining binding protein suppressor of hairless-like. Gene Ontology annotation, cellular component: nucleus. The record is from RefSeq and is a predicted model, not a curated record. The coding region runs from base 197 to 1111 and encodes 304 amino acids. Lineage: Eukaryota; Metazoa; Mollusca; Gastropoda; Planorbidae. The transcript has 9 exons. Gene Ontology annotation, biological process: regulation of transcription by RNA polymerase II. Gene Ontology annotation, molecular function: DNA-binding transcription activator activity, RNA polymerase II-specific; RNA polymerase II cis-regulatory region sequence-specific DNA binding.
GUGUAGGAAGGCAGUGUAUAUAAGGGUAGAGAGAAGACCAGGGUUAGACAUAGCAAGAAAGCUGACAACGGUCAAACAUCUUUCUAUCUAGGAGUGCAAUUUAUACUUUGUGCUUAUACAGACAUCUAGAUCAGGCUUUAGCUAUUGUGCUGCCAAGACGUUGUACAUCUCUGACUCGGACAAGAGGAAACACUUCAUGUUGAGUGUGAAAAUGUUCUAUGGCAAUGGUCAAGAUAUUGGAGUUUUCCCAUCUUCAAAGAAUACAGAUUUGUGUAUAGCCUCAGGCACCAAAGUGGCUUUGUUCAACAGACCACGCUCACAAACAGUUAGUAUGCCUACACGUUAUCUCCAUGUUGAGAAUGGAAACUAUCACGCCAGUUCCACUCAGUUGGGAGCUUUUAACAUCUAUUUAGUCGAUGAUGCUGAGGUAGAAUCUGAAGAGUUCACUGUCAAAGAUGGCUACAUUCAUUACGGGUCUACUGUCAAACUAGUCUGCUCAGUCACAGGACUAGCUUUGCCUCGUCUGAUAAUUCGUAAAGUUGAGAAGCAGACAGCACAGUUAGAUGCUGAUGAUCCUGUAUCUCAACUUCACAAGUGCUCAUUCUAUCUCAAAGACACAGAACGCAUGUACUUGUGUCGUUUACAGGAAAGAAUCAUUCAAUUUAAAGCGAUGCCAUGCCCCAAAGAAGCUAAUAAAGAAAUGAUUAAUGAUGGAGCCUCCUGGACUAUCAUCAGUACACACAAAGCAGAGUACACUUUUUAUGAGAAGCCCUUCGACCCAGUACCUAUUGUCGAUCGUCUGAAUUUGAAUGGUGGUGGUGAUGUGGCCAUGUUGGAACUAAGUGGAGAAAACUUUACCCCACAAUUAAAGGUUUGGUUUGGAGAAGUAGAGGCAGAGACUAUGUUCAGAUGUGAUGACAGUAUGUUAUGUGUAGUGCCAGAUAUUUCUGCAUUCCGAUCUGGUGGAGUCAGAUGGGUCAGGCAACCACUACAGGUUCCUGUGUCUUUGGUACGUUCUGACGGGGUCAUCUACUCAACUGGACUCAUCUUUACCUACACCCCAGAGCCUGGACCUCAUAACCACAAGGGCAAGAACUUAAGCAAAUUAUGAUUAUGGAGAUUACAUGCCAAAAAUAACUCUUGAUCUUAGUGACUGUAGAGACAUUGCUCCUGUUGAUGAUACAAUUAUUGGGCAUCUUCAAUGUCAUAGAAAAAGAUAUCAUCUUUAGUGACCUAUUGCAAGACUGAGACUCAGGAAAUCAGUUUCAUCAUGAAGCUCAUAUUAUUUCAACAUUUGAUUCUUUGAUUCAUGUUAAUUUUUUUUUGUCAUUUUAGUGUAAGCCAUUUUUACUCAUUUGUCGAUUGAGAACAUUUACACCUAUAAGCAUUUGUUCAGACCAUCAAAUCAUUUUUGUGUUAGAUUUUUUUUUUACUGUUGGCUGGCAGGGUUGAAAAAAAAAAUCAGUAAUGUUAUAUCAGAUCCAAAAGUGAUUUCUUUGGAAAAGUUCUUUGGUAUUUCUGAGAGGCCUGUUGGAUUCUUCUACUCAACUGUCUAUAGUUCUAGUAAAUGAACCUUAGUCGUUCCAUAAUCCUUCAAUGACUGAAAGAGGCCAACUAGUUCUUGGUAUGGGUGUGGGGGAAGCACUUGAACUUGGCUUGGCUACCUAGAAGGGGGCUCAAGGUUUGACACCCGACUCGGGCAGAGUUGCGUUUACUGAGCGCCUAUAGGCAGCACGGAAAACCAACUCCUAGAUACCCCCUCCCCCCCACUGGUCCACAAAUGAGAUUGAACCAAAGCGCUCUGAGUAUGCUAUAAGCAUGAAAGUAGCGCUAUAUAAAAGCUAUAAUAAUAGUAAUGGGUGAAAGCCUUUCUAUUAGGAGUCCUUGUGUUAUUGUCAGUGAGGUCUAUUGCAAGUUUCUGUGCUAUACACCUGAAUUUAGGUUGGGGUUUGUGCACUCUUCCUUUGCUUCCCUGGAUCUCUGUAAAUUUGUUUGCUUGGUGGCUAUGGUAAUAUUUAGGAUCCUUUUCGUGGGCAAGAAAAGAAACAUUUUUUAGUUGUUUUUUUUUUGUUAGUGUGUUUCUUUUCCUCCUGGAGAGGGAGAUAGUGAAAUGGCCUUUGUAAUUGAAUGUUAUGUAAUGAUCUUGGUUUCAACUAAACUUCAUUCCAUUGUGUUAACUGAGUUAAUGCUGUUUGACUAGGACAGAGUGUACAUGUGUAUAAAUACUUAAUAAUAUAUACAUCUAUUUAUAUCUCUACAUAUUUGAUGCUAAUAUAUUUACAUAAUGCUGUGACUGUCUGUAAAUCAGGUGAUACCUAGAACUGUACAUAGUCUUCUGGUCUCUGUCCUAUUCAUCCUAUAUACCAUUUGAUUUCCCUUAACUGCUGAUUUCUUCUGCCCUGCCCUCCCACCAGAUUUUAUUUUGAUAUAUUUUAUAUUUACUGUCAGGCUCUUCCAAGUCCUCUUGAAAUGUUAAUAGUUUUCUGUAAAUGAUUAGAUCUGUACCUGAUUUGUUCUACUAGUAAACCAUUUAGUCAUUUUCAUUUUAUGUCUUUUUUUUUUUGUGCUUCAAUUUUAAUUUGUUAAAAUCUUCAAAGAAAUAAAAUAUACUCCUUAUGUUCAUGUAAUAAAAUUGAUUUAAAAUCAAAAUUGA